Acanthopagrus latus (yellowfin seabream) is the source of this 6413-nucleotide messenger RNA. It is a transcript of the gene hmbox1b, whose product is annotated as homeobox containing 1 b. Gene Ontology annotation, cellular component: nucleus. Gene Ontology annotation, molecular function: double-stranded telomeric DNA binding. Gene Ontology annotation, biological process: positive regulation of DNA-templated transcription. The record is from RefSeq and is a predicted model, not a curated record. The transcript is spliced from 10 exons. NCBI's taxonomy places the organism in Eukaryota, Metazoa, Chordata, Actinopteri, Spariformes, Sparidae. Bases 441 to 2003 code for a protein of 520 amino acids.
AUGAUAUUAAUAUCAGACGGUCGCUAGCCAGCGGCAGCGGCUAACGACAGCUAGUACCAGCGUUGGCAUGGCUAGCAUGUUAUGCUAAUCGUUCCGUGCCCGCCGCGCGCUGGCAGGACGCGCUGGAGCUAAGUUGCUAGCCGUAGUCCGCGAUGUGUGUGUGGACGGUUGUCAGGACAGAUUGAGCUGCAGCGGGACUGGACACGAUGUGUUUCGGUGUGUGUGUUAGCGAGCUGCAGCGGGCUAAAGUACCGUCACAUUUGGACCACAGAGACGUUUUGCUAACGCUAGCUGUUGGGCAAAGGGCGUGAAAGCUGGCAUCAGCAGCGGUUCGCCCCGCAGCGCCGAGCCGAGCCGAGCCGAGCUGCCGCAGGCCCCGCAGCCAGCACAACACAAACACAUGGACGAGACACACAUUUAACAAACUUCACGGCCAGAGAAUGAGUUCGGUUCAGUCUGGGAGGAUCAAAUGCAUGCAGCCAGUAUUUAGCAGCAGGAUGUCUGAGUUCAGUGAGGAGCCGCGCUUCACUAUUGAGCAGAUAGAUCUGCUGCAGCGGCUGCGUCGCACCGGCAUGACCAAGCAGGAGAUCCUGCACGCACUCGAUACUCUGGACCGGCUGGACCGGGAGCACGGCGACAAGUUCGGCCGCCGCACCUCUUCCUCCUCCUCCUCCUCGUCCUCCUACGGAGUGGGCGGGGCUAACAACAACUCUGCCUCGAAUACUACUACAUCAUUCAACAAUAACAACACUGCCUCUGCAACCACCACCUCCGUGUCAUGCAAUGGCAACAACAGCGCAGAGGGCAGCACCGGCGACCACUCGGCGGCCGCCGCGUCUUCCACCACCUCCAAAAUCUCCACCGCCACGCAGACACAGUUCGGCAGCGGAGGGGGACUUUCGCCCUCUCCUAGCAACAGCUACGACACCUCCCCGCCUCCAGGGCCGCCGCCGCCUUCCGCCAUAUUGCCCUCACCGGUGUCACUGGUGGCUCUGUCACAGAACGGCCGGGAUAGCCUAGCUGCCACACCCAACGGGAAGCUGUCUCCUCCGAGGUACCCGGUGAACAGCGCGGCCGCCGCACGAGCGUUCGGCUUCGAAGCUACAGAGGAAGACCUGGACAUCGACGACAAGGUGGAGGAGCUGAUGAGGAGGGACAGCAGCAUGGUGAAGGAGGAGAUCAAGGCGUUCCUGGGGAACAGGAGGAUCUCUCAGGCAGUGGUGGCACAAGUUACCGGCAUCAGCCAGAGCAGGAUCUCUCAUUGGCUGCUGCAGCACGGCUCCGACCUGAGCGAGCAGAAGAAGAGGGCCUUCUACCGCUGGUAUACGCUGGAGAAAACCACACCAGGUGCCACUCUAAACAUGAGGCCAGCUCCAUUACCUAUGGAGGAGAUGGAGUGGAGGCAAACCCCUCCGCCCCUCACCACCGCCCCCGGCACCUUCCGGCUGCGUCGAGGAAGUCGCUUCACUUGGAGAAAAGAGUGCCUGGCUGUGAUGGAGAGCUACUUCAACGACAACCAGUACCCAGACGAGGCCAAACGGGAGGAGAUAGCCAACGCCUGCAAUGCUGUUAUUCAGAAACCAGGGAAGAAGCUGUCCGACCUGGAGAGAGUCACCUCCCUGAAAGUUUACAACUGGUUCGCCAACCGUCGCAAGGAGAUCAAGAGACGGGCCAACAUUGAAGCCACAAUCCUGGAGAGUCACGGGAUAGACGUCCAGAGUCCAGGCGGACACUCCAACAGCGACGACAUCGAUGGAAACGACUUCUCAGAGCAGGCCUGUGACCUGCCGUACUUUGACAAGAGACCUCUCAGCCGACCUUUUGGCCUUUACCGACUGGAGCCCACCUCACCGACACAGGACGACAGCGCAGCACACAGCGAGCACCAGGACCCCAUCUCUCUGGCCGUGGAGAUGGCUGCCGUCAACCACACCAUCCUGGCCCUGUCCAGAACCGGAGGGGUCCCCAACGACAUCAAGACGGAGUCCCUGGAGGACGAAUGAACUGCACAGGAGCUGGGACGGAGGGAGGCGGUCCGAGAGGAGAGAGAGAGAGAGAGAGAGAGAAAAGAGAAAGAUGAGUAGAAAAAGGUGCGAGACAGGGCUGUAAAAAGAGACCAAAAUAAUGCUACUUAGUAAACCUGAAUCUGUCCCUCAGCCCCCCGCCGACUGUUCUCCUCUCUCAGCCUCCUUCCUCCCACAACGUCCAUGUAAACAGUAAUUACCCCCCACCCACCCCCACUCCACUCCACUCCACUCCACACCAGUAUAUUGACACAGCUGGUGGAAAUGUGUCACUAUACGUCCUCUGAUCUCUGUGGAAAACGCUCCUCAGAAAGAAGAACAGGGGUCCUUAAAAAAACCUCCAAGACGUUGAUCCUCGUCUUGGAUUGUGUCUCCCAGGAACUCCCCCCUCUUCCUCCCUCCUGAACACACUCUCUCCUCACAGGAUACCUCUGCUCCUUCCUCUCCUCCUCCUCACACCCCCUCUCCUCUUCCCUCUCCAGCCUGGUUGUCUGAGCCGAUCCUCAGUCUAUCUCACCUCAGCGUCAACCUCAGAAAAAUAACGUGUACUGUAUAUAUAAUAUAUAUAUGGUUCUUAUGGUUCUCAGUCACACUCACCUCAUGGUGUGCUACCUACCUACUUACCUACCUACCUACCUGCCUACAUAACCCUCAAACUUCAACCUCUUCAUCGUGCAAUUCAUCAGAAGAGCAGCCUCCAGUCGUCGUCCGGGGGAAGAUGGACGGCGAGGCCUCCCUCUCUUCCUGUCGGCCCCGAGGCGAAAAGAAAGGAUGAUAUCGGCAGACGGAAGUGUCCAGUCACUGUCUUCUCCCCUCUCCAGUUAUCAUUCCUCAGCGGAGUGGCGUUUUAUUUCCUACACUAGAGCUGCUGUUGGACGAAAACCUCUUUAAAAAGUCAGCUAAAAAAGAAGUAGCCUUAAUUUCACUCAGACAACUACUCCUUUACUUUUUGCAGAACACAGCAGGUUUCAAAGUUUUUUUCCUGACAACAAGGAAGAAGCUUUUUUUAGUAUGCAUAAAAAAAAAUGCCAGACUUAAACGUCUCGUCCGACAGCAGCCUCACUAGCAUCUCCCUCUUUGUUUUCUCGCCCAGACGGUGACUGGAUAUACAAUCAUCUUGCCUUGUUAUUUAGCUUCCCAGUGCCACUAAUGUUAAGUACUCGAGGCUACGAGAAUCAGUUAAGGGUCAAUGUGAUAAUCAAGCAAACUUAAGCUAUCUUAUAAGGGGAAUCGUGCUUUUUUUAUUAUUUUAUUUUAUUUUUUAAUGUCGUCCAUGCCAAAGGAUAAAGAUGCUCGGAGCAGAAAGCUAAGAGGCUAAGCUAAGACGGAUCUGAAGAUGGUGUUAGCGUUCAUCCAAAGUGAUUUCUAUGAACUCCUUUGGCAUCUGUAGGUCGUUCUUCAUACUCAGUGAAGCUUCUUGAGCCGGCGUGACACUACAGCAGGCCUGUGUCUGUAAAGAUAUAAAGGUAUUAGCAGCCAGAUGUAUAACGAUAAAAGAAAAAUACCCCCUAAGCUAUUUACUACUUGUUCUGUGACGCUGCCUCUUUGUAAUAGCUUCAAGAAUGUGCUGUCAGAAGAUUUUCUCUUUUAUUAAUAUUGGUGGUACCAAAUUAGACCCAGACCCACACUGGACAUGGUUCAGAAUAUCAGAGGAAGUUCUGUGAAAAGUUUUUGCUUUUUAAUUUAAUUUAAUUCAUAUAGCCUCAAAGGUAAAAGCACCACUUUGAAGGGAAUCAAAGACAUUUAAACCUUCCCAAAACCAUCUUUAACUGAAUAUCAUCAAAACACUAGAAGCAGAAUCAAAGUGCUGCAGUGUUCUGAUCCGGUAGAACUCACUAAGUAUCACGUACCAGCUGCUCUCAGUCUUUGACUGGUAUCCUCAUGUUUGGACGGUUAACGAAGUGAAACAAUAGUUUUGGAUUGUCUUCUUUUUCUUGAAACGAGGCGAAUUCACUGUUUCCUCAAGAGUUGGAUAAGAAGAAUGAAACUACCAUCAUGAAGUUAGACCUCGGAGACGGUUAGCUUAGCUUAGCUUAGCUUAGCUUAGCUUAGUUUAACAUGAAGACUGAAGCAGAAGGGCGAGCGAGUUUUUGUCUAAAGGUAAAAACAUCUGCCUACUAGCGCCUCUGAAGCUUGCUGACUAACCUGAUAUAUUUAGUUUUUAUUAAAGCCAUAUUUAAUGUUUGGUUUAAAAAUGCCAAGCUGACAAACUGUUUUUCGGCGCAGUGACUUCUGGCGCACUUUCAGUACUUUUACAGAUGAUCCAGCAGGUUAGUGAGCGAGCUUUCAGGUGCUGGUAGAAAGAUUGGACAGCGCUACGCUAGCUGUCUUCUUUUGCUCUAGCUUUACAUUUAGCUCGCAGCACAUGACUCCUCCUAAAAUCCUUCGUUUUUAUAGACUGAACAUGUAAGAUGUAAAGAGACAGACGUGGUGGACAGAGACAGGCUCGCUGUUUCACGCUGUCUCUGGUCUCUAUGCUAAGCUAACUGUCUCCUUGCUGAAGCUUCAUUUUUGGCGCACAGACACGAGCAGUAUUGAUCUUCUCAUGAGACUCUCAGCAGGAAGUCUGAUCAGCAUAUUUCCCAAAAGUCAAACUGUUCUGUUGAAGGAUGGUUUUGGAGAACUGGGAAAAUAUUCUUCUAGGCCGGAUAAAACUAAGCAGUUAGCCAGAAAUCUGAUGUAACUCCUCACGUUGUUAAAUACAGACGUUGGUGGAAUGGAACGAUGUGAUCUCUGGAUCCUGCUCCUGGGAUAUCUCCCGUAUCGGCCCGUGUUCCGGUCCAGUAAAAGCUCUAUUGAAAUCUUCUGUGUGUACGAAGCUGCGAACACAGUGACUCAGAUCUGUGUUUCAAAAAGAAAAGGGUUGAAAGAUUAAAAAACAAAAAACAAAAAAACAAUAUGUAUUUAUACUCAUUUUAUAUGGUAAUGUACAAAAAAAGAAUGACAUAUGUUUUGAAACAUGCUUUUAUUGUUAAAUUAAUCAUGCUUUUUAAUUUUCUCCUGACGUAUUUUUGUUCUCAUAUAAACCAAAUCUUGUUUCUGUAUCAUCCCUCAUUUGACUGAACAACAGUCUCUCCCCGCCCCGUUUGUGUCCGAGGUAGAAAGCUAUUUUGUGAAAGAUGAACGAUGCACCUUAUUAAAAAGAAAAAGAAUCGCUCCUGAAUAAGCUGAAAAUGUAAUCUUCCUUCCCCCGAGCCUCCUUUUUGAAAAUGGCAGACGUCCAGUAGACUUCUUUUUUUUCUGGGGCUGGUGUGAAGAAUCAUGUGAAUACAGCUGCUUCACACCAACGUCACCUGAAAUAACGCCGCGCCAAACUCCAUGAUGAAAUCUGGUGAUUUAACGUCGACCUUCUUCUAACAAACACGUGCAUAAUUCAUCAAAAUGUUAACAUUUUAAAAGACUACAGUUACAUAAUUUACUGACUCCAUUAAGGUUUUAUGGAAAUGCAAAAUGCCAAGUUCCAUUUUGUUCCACUUUGAUGUUGCAAGUUAUUAGAAAACACUGAAACUGGUUCUGUGUCUGGAAACUGUGGCAGAGAUGGAAACAAGGAGCCAAAAUCUGAAUUACGAGGCGAGCUGUUCCUUUAAAGACCUCAACCUGAUGGAUCUAAACAGAGGCGUGUACAUAUUUUAAGAAUUGACUCGCAGCACUCAGCUGCCAAGCACACAGUAUUUUAUAUGAAAACACUAUUUGACAUUAACGGAGAAAACUUUUUUCUGUGCGAUGAUUUCUCCCCGUGGAGUUUGGUGUGACGUUCAGUCGCCUCGCAGUGUUGUAACAACUGGACGUCGGUGGAAGGAAAAGCCUACAAAGAGUGCGUUUAGAGAUUAUUCUCUCACUUUAAGACACUUUUAAAUGAAUUGCCUUAGUGUUUGAGAGACGCCAUGCCCCCCGUUAGCAAGUGCAAGUUUUAAUCCAGCAGUAUUUUAUGUGAGCGGAAAUGUUUCAUGGGACGGAAGAACGAACCCUCAGGUGCUCAAGAAGUGAAAAAAAAAACCCAGACUAGAACCUGAACCGGGCCCUCCUCACCCCGUGUCGUGUAUCCUGCGGUGGUGUCGCUCUGAAGGGAAAUCCUCUCGUGGUGUGUCAGGGUCAACAUGUCUACAUGUCCUCGUGUGUCCCCAGUGAAAAACAACCUUCCACUUCAUCCCAAUAUAGCUCAGAAAAAGAGGACUGAAUGCUGUUGUAUCAAUCUCAAAUCUAGUUAUGUUCAAAAUUACUGUAUUGCCCAUUUCAGAAUUUAGUGCCUUUUUUGGACAGUAGACUGUUCUGUAAUUAAGAUGUAGUAUAUAUACAUUUUUUUGUACAGUUGCUUUGUUCAUUUUUUUAACUUGUGUUUAUUUUAGUAUGAUAUAUAUAAUGUACAAGAGAAUAAAGCUAUAUCAAUGA